Molecule: messenger RNA, 1578 nt
Organism: Penicillium griseofulvum
Lineage: Eukaryota; Fungi; Ascomycota; Eurotiomycetes; Eurotiales; Aspergillaceae
Product: fungal specific transcription factor domain-containing protein
Exons: 1
Coding region: 1-1578 (525 amino acids)
Biological process (GO): DNA-templated transcription
Molecular function (GO): DNA binding; zinc ion binding
Source: RefSeq, a predicted model, not a curated record
AUGCAUGGUCGGUCCUGCACAUACCUCCCAAAGUCUGUGGACCGGAAAUCCCAAAAGAGGGCCGUGAGGGAUGUGGCUAUGGAAGGAAGGCGUGUUUCAACUCGUUCUCUGAACCAACAGUCAAGCGGAGGGCCAGAGGAGAAGCAAACGAUCCAAAUCAAUCAAGUUGGUCACCUCAAAACAUCAGAUGACGUUCGACUACGGUACUUUUCGAGCUCAUCAUGGGUGGCCGGGUUUGAGGAGUCAAAUGUCUCUCCCUGUGAUUGUAAUGACGCUCUUUCGCCCGCUCUGAACGGGAAAGAGAUUUCGCCCGGGACAUCACCUCGGACAUCGAAUGACUUCAUCUAUCUUGCUGAGGUUGAUCAGCUCAUUUCAUGGUAUGCUGAACAUUGUCACUUCUGGUUUCCACUUGUAGAUUGGAACGAGGUUAUAGCGGCAGUGCAUGAGCAGCGGAACCAUGGAAGCUCGAAGCCUGGUGCGCUCGCAUUAAUUGCAGCCAUAUGCUAUACUGCUACACGAUCCAUCAAGGCAUCAGGGAGCAACAGUUCAUGGUGCUUAUUUCCUUCCUCGUUCUGGGAAGAAGUUACAGUUCAACUCCUGGCUGAAUCUGGUUACCCGAGACGACCUAAUUUAAAUACGGUCCGAGUAGCUUUCUUUCUCGCUAUACCCAGCAUGGCAGAAGGACAUUCUCACCCAAAUCCCAGUUCUGUCUCUAUCCUCGUAAGGGCUGCUCAGUUCCUCGGCCUUCACCGGGAGCCGCUGUCCUUUCAGCUAUCUGCUCAUGAUGCUGAGGUCAGUCGUGUUAUAUGGUGGUCGGUUCGCGGUUUGGAUGUCACGUAUGCUAUAUCGCAUGGCCUCCCACCACUGAUCCAUCCUACCACGACAGAUGUUCGAUCUGUUGACUGUGAGUAUGAUUCGGAGCGCAAGCUUCUUAGUGCUGUAGCACAGACGAGCGCAUUAAUCUCAAAGAUUUUGCACCGUAUCUACAGCGUGAGCCAACCAACUCUUCACCAUAUUAAGCAGUUGGAUGAUGAGGCUGAAAGGAUUUAUGCCGAAGAAGUCUCUGAUGAUUACAAUCUUCAGAAGAACGCCAUGGAAAGAUUCGUUGCUAUGGGUCGAUUGAUGUGCUGCUGCAAGAUGAUGAUUAUUUUGCAUCAACCUUAUCUGCGAACAUCACAGUGGCCCCAAGGCUCCAGAUUAAAGGCUUUAAAGUCUUGUCAGGACUAUAUUCGUGGAUUUGUAACUGGAGCCACAGACGAAGCACUGGCACCUUACAGGUGGGUGUUGAGCCAUUUUGACGUGAUUCACGCCUGCGCUAUUAUACUUCAGGACCUGAUCCAAAAUUGUCGCUCUCCAGAAUCAAGCAGCCUUCGUGAUGUGGUUGAUAUUUGCUUUUCUACCUUUUCAAAAGGGCGUCAUCCUGCUUGGACAAAGCUUGAGUUGCUCCGAUCAAAGGCUUGGGCAGCAAAUGGGUGGCCAGUGAAUAGUCAGGCCCGUGAGAUGAUGGAAUCAGAUGCUAGUCUGGCAGAUUACGACCCACUCUUUGCGUCUUUCCUCUGGGAGGAGUUGUUAGUAUGA